GAAUGUCAUAUAAUGUGAAAAUGAAAAUUUAGCUCAGUGUAGAUUUAUAUUAAAUGAUUUGUUGCGGAGUUUCGAUAAUGUAUAAUGAUGUAUAAACUUAUAAAAUGAGUCAAUUUCGCAAAUCUCGGCGUAGUAUGAGUGACAUAAAAAAUGAAUCCUUGUUUAAUAUGGUAGAAAUCAAGUCAGAACCUGAUGGUUUACUAAACUCUUCGCAUCUAAUGCAUAAAUCAGUAUUUCGGAAAGCAGACAGAAUAGGAAGAAUAUACACAAAAUCACGAGCAGUUCAAGUUGAGCCAGACGAUGUUGACAGUAACGACACCACCAGUUUCAACGUGACAAAUUUGUCCGGUGAUAACAAACCGAUUGAUCCUUUCUGUGAUCAAACCGUCGUACCGCAAUGCAGAAUUUGCUUGCGCAGAGUUUCACGGGCAAAUCUAAAAAUAAUUCUUGCCAAGUAUAAGCCUAAAACAUUGGCAGCUUUAAAAUUAAAAGUCUUUCCAGGAGAUGCAUAUCCGUUCGCAUGCUGCAAUUGUUUAAACCUGAUUGAUAUUAUGUUGGACUUCAAAAAUGCUGUGUUGAAAGCAAAAUAUCUGUUGCUAGAGGAACGGAUGUUCUUGGAAAGUGAAGAAUGGGAUGAUUCAGAAAGUAUGAACGCCGUUGUCAAAUGUAGAUCCUUAGUGGAGAAGCAUAAAAAUCAAAUCGAUUCCAUAUAUGAGAAAACUGUGAAGCGAAAACGAUACCGUGCAAUAGAAGACAGCCCUCACGAUGGUGACGGAAAAGGUUUAUCUUACGAACACAGCAUUAUGUCGGAUGAUCAGGAACGAAACGUUAAUAUCGAAACUGUGAUCGUUGAGGCAGUCAAAGCGGAACCAAUUGCUGAAAUGACAGAAGUAGAAGAUCUUAAAAUUUACUCCUCAGGUGACGAAAGUCUACAUACAGAUUGCGAACCAACAGAUUCGCAUGAUGGAGGGUUCAAAUUGGUAUUAAAAACAUCAAAAACAUACAGGAAUUCUAAAAACAAAGAAAAACGAUCAGAUCAUGUUCCUCGUGGUGAACUAUGUGACCUAUGUGGGCAGCGAGUUUGUGCUCAGGCUUCUGAAUCACAUAAAAAUCGUCAUUUAGGAAUCAAGCCAUACACAUGUCCAUCAGAAGGCUGCGAAUUGACUUUUUAUAGCAGAGAAAAUCAGAUAUCGCACGUCAAGCGAAUUCAUGGCGAAAAUGGAGUACCGGUACAUAAAUGUGACAUAUGUGGCCGAUACAUACGAGGUGCUUUAAAAGUAAUCAACUACCAUAAGCGGAAACAUGAUCAAAAGAAAGAGCAUGUAUGUCAGUUUUGUGGGAAAGGAUUUACCAUGCGGCAGUAUCUGAAACAGCACGUCACCGUAGUUCAUACUGAAGUAUUUCCGCACGAAUGUAGAUACUGUGGCAAAAAAUUUAAAUUAAAAUGGAGCAUGCUAGCGCAUGAAAGAAAUGUACAUGAAAAGAAAGUUUCAACGGCAUCGGCCCAGCCUUUCAGUUACGAACUAUCGCAAAAUAAUAGUGAUGGUUAUGCUUGAAAUGUUUGAAUUUUCGAAUGUCUGCCUGAACUGCAUCGGAAUAAGUGUAUUAAUACUGUCAAAUUCAAAAUAUGCAACACUUAAAACAUCUCAACGAAAACCGAAAACAAAAAACCAUGGUAAAUCGAUGUUUAAUCGAAAUCACUGCAAUUAAAUUCUACUAAUCCGUGUUUACCGAAA
This is a messenger RNA of Malaya genurostris, 1736 nucleotides long. Its product is annotated as zinc finger protein 268-like. Gene Ontology annotation, molecular function: RNA polymerase II transcription regulatory region sequence-specific DNA binding; DNA-binding transcription factor activity, RNA polymerase II-specific. Gene Ontology annotation, cellular component: nucleus. Lineage: Eukaryota; Metazoa; Arthropoda; Insecta; Diptera; Culicidae. The record is from RefSeq and is a predicted model, not a curated record. Bases 105 to 1556 code for a protein of 483 amino acids. Gene Ontology annotation, biological process: regulation of transcription by RNA polymerase II. The transcript has 4 exons.